AUGCCUCGGAGAACGUUGUCUGGUUCCUCACACGGUUCCUGCCCGUCUCCUAGCCCCUUAUCAGACGAGCAGUUCGCCUUCUCCGCGGGUAACACGCCCGUGCGGGAGAUCCCGCCCUCAUAUGUGGCGUCUGCUGGCAGAGAUGCCCUUCUUUUCGGUACCAGAGAAGUCAACAGUAAAUCUCAAACCACCACCUUUGUGUCAGAGUCCAAGAAUGCAUCCAAGGUCGUAACUCGAAGCAAACCUAUCGCAAUUGAACUACCACCCACCAGGAGACUUAGUACCGCUCCUGUUGAAACACCGCCGUCACCCCUCUCUGCUCGAGGGGACAUUCAAGGGGGAUACUUCCCUCACCACGAGGACCCAGCUACCCGAGUUCAUCGACCUCACCCAUUCUUCACUCUUGAUCCAAGCAAGGCACGCCAUCAAGCCUUACACAAGGCGGCCGAAACUACACACUUUUCUGUUCCCCUCACUGAUUCUCGAGUACGGACAAUGGCAAACGAUCUGUCUCACUCUCACUUGGGCUCCUCAGUUGGUGCCACUGGGUCAACUGGCCUGCAUACGCCGGUGUCUUCCUAUAUGCCGUCUGGAGUUCACGACAACAUUGCGCUUCCGAUGGGAAAGUACUACCCGACGAACUACGAGAACCGGAUGGCCAGCAACUCAAACCAGUACAAGAGGCCCUCAGCAAGAGCGGAUGCCGCAGGAGUUGCUCACUCCGAACCCCAGCUGAAAUACCGCCGAGAGAACAGCCGCCUACGCACAGGUUCCGAGGCUAAGCGCCUAGUCGAACAGUAUCAGAGAGAUAUGGUGGCCCAGGCAUCAAUGGCGCUUUUCUCCAACGCCUCCAGUAUGUCACCGUCGACUAGGAUGUCUGACAACGCGGCGUUGAAGAACAUCCAACUAGGGGCUACAAUGCUCAAGACGCACAAGCCCCUGUCUCCCAGGCUUGUGCCACUGGGAAGCCCUGGACCUGUUACGCCGAUGGAGUUGGACGGCAAUGGAGACGGCUACUUGAGCAGGGGACGAGCCGCUGUGGUGAUGGAUGCCGGAUCACAGAACGCGGACAUCGCCAGGGUCAUCAGAGUGGAGGAGAGACAACGAAUAGAGGCCAAGUCGCCUGGCUGGGACAUGAAGUCAUCAUUCUAA
Messenger RNA from Neurospora tetrasperma FGSC 2508, 1152 nucleotides. RefSeq lists its product as uncharacterized. The record is from RefSeq and is a predicted model, not a curated record. The coding region runs from base 1 to 1152 and encodes 383 amino acids. The transcript has 3 exons. Lineage: Eukaryota; Fungi; Ascomycota; Sordariomycetes; Sordariales; Sordariaceae.